Messenger RNA from Nothobranchius furzeri (turquoise killifish), 1792 nucleotides. It is a transcript of the gene foxl2l, whose product is annotated as forkhead box L2-like. Gene Ontology annotation, molecular function: RNA polymerase II cis-regulatory region sequence-specific DNA binding; DNA-binding transcription factor activity, RNA polymerase II-specific. The record is from RefSeq and is a predicted model, not a curated record. Lineage: Eukaryota; Metazoa; Chordata; Actinopteri; Cyprinodontiformes; Nothobranchiidae. Gene Ontology annotation, biological process: cell differentiation; anatomical structure morphogenesis; regulation of transcription by RNA polymerase II.
GGCUCAAACUGAUACAAAUAAGGCAGUGUGCUUGUUGAUCUCUAUUUGUAGAUAUUUUUGCAUCUUUUAAAAAUUAAAAAACUUCACUUUAGUCUAACUUUAAACAUGCCCAGUGGCGUUUUUGAUUGGUUCGGGGUUUUUCAAAUUAAAUAAACAAUUUUUUGCACACCUUUGUGAUUUAAAAGUUUAUUUAGAUAAAAGUAGCUGAAAAUCUGAAUGAUUGAAGUGACCUGGAGGAAAAUGAAAACACAUUCGGAUCUCAUGAGAUCUGCAGGUCGCAUCCUUCUUUGAUGACGCGCCACAUAGAGUGAUGUUGAUCGUUUCUAAAACAAAAGUCGCCUGACCCUUUUUUCAACCUGCACUGCAACCGUGGGAAACCUGAUGAGAUCAAAGGAGCCGUGUAGCAGCUUUACAUUGACCUGGGCGGAGUGUCUGCACCUGUGGACCCAUUCAUAGCGCUGAUUUGCUGCCGAGUUCACACUUCGCUCCUGCAGGGACGCACAGACGCGCAGUCGACCCGAGGUAUGGAUGCGGAUAAGAAGCCCGUUGGAGACCAGGCUGAACAGAUCCUGGAUAUCUGCUCCACCUCGCCCUCUGCUGAGGACGAGGCCGUCCAGAUGGAGAAGCCCCCCUAUUCCUACGUGGCUCUCAUAGCCAUGGCCAUCAAGGACAGCCAAGACAAGAAAGAGACGCUGAGCGGGAUUUAUAAAUAUAUCAUUUCUAAAUUCCCUUAUUAUGAGAAGAACCAGAAAGGCUGGCAGAACAGCAUCAGACAUAACUUAUCUCUGAAUGAGUGCUUCGUCAAGGUGCCCCGAGAGCGCGGAGGUGACCGGAAAAGCAACUUCUGGACGCUGGAUCCCGCAUUUGAAGACAUGUUCGAGAGAGGGAAUUACCGGCGUCGGAGGAGGGUGAGGAGGCCCUACAGGCCCCCCAGUGUGCCUUACAUGACCGGUUCCCCGGUGGAGUACACCGACUACUACCUGCAUCAGUAUGUGAGCGGCUCCUGGGGGUUUUGCCCGCCCAGCGCGCCCCAGCAGACCGGAGGAUACCCAGGACCUCAGGUUAUCUCCGUACACACCCACGGGUCAACCAGCGGCCCUUACUGCCCGCCUCCCAACUUCCACCACCCGGUCUACGGGGGUUUCCACCGACACCCGUCGGUUCUGGUUCCACACAACGGGUGUCCCUACGGCGGAGUGACCCAGCCGAUGAGUCCGGACGGUGCCACCGUGUCUGUGGGAUGCAACCACCAGCACUUCACUUAUGGGAGGCAGGCAGAGGCGCAGCUGGUUUAUUUCUCCGACCAGUAAGAGACUGGGAAUUUCUCCUGACCUCCGACAGACUCUUGUUUGUUUCAUCAUUUCUAUUCUGCUGUCAGGCUGAGUUGGAUGAUUAACUGUGUUAUAGAUCUGUUGUUACACCGUUUAUUCCAAAGCGGAAGGUUAUUAUUUUAGUUCAAACAUCAAACCAGAAUUUACUCACCUCAAAUACAGUCAGUAAACGCAAAACCAAAGAACUGUUUGACUUUUUGGUAGUAUUUUUUACAUGCCAAAAAAUGUCUUAAUAUUAUUUGUAUGGUUUUUAUUCGAUUUGCUUUACAUGUCAGAGCUAUUAUUUAUUACUUUUUGUUGUUGUUGUGGUUUAUCAUUUUUUUUUGUUUUUUGAGGGUUUUUAGCUGCUACAUCAGUUGAUGAAACAGAAGCACCGACCUUUUUGAAAAAUUCGAUUCUGAAUGUUUUUUUUAAAUGUGGACUGCAUAAUGUUUGUUCAAAUAAAAUGUUUUUCCAUGAUA